CUCCUCCUGAACCAAACAAUCCAGAUCCUCCGUCGUCAGCUCUCCGAUCCACCCUGAAGGUCAUCCUGUGUUUGGAAACUGUCAUUGUAGAUUUAAAAUAUGGGUAACCACGCUUCCAUAGGUGAACGGAGAGAUCGUCAUAAAUCAGGAGACCAAUUUACUCCUUAUUCUCCUGGAAGAAUUGAUGGCCAGGCAUUUACAUUUGAUAAACAUAAGGCCAACAAACUACACCAACAGCCAUCAGAGGAGGAACAGGAACCUGUUGUUUUGAAAAAAUCAACCUCUGAUGGCAAAGACAGUGAAGAGCAUGUGCCUAUUAGACCUCGGGCUGUUAUUACACAGGGAAAUAAGAAAAUGUUACCCUUUGUGAUUAAAUGGAGUGGAGGAGGCCAAGCUGUGGCUAUUGCUGGCACAUUUAAUCAAUGGCAGAGUAUUCCUAUGGUGAAAAGGUAAAGUUUCAAAAUAGUA
This is a messenger RNA of Penaeus monodon (black tiger shrimp), 468 nucleotides long. RefSeq lists its product as uncharacterized. The coding region runs from base 100 to 453 and encodes 117 amino acids. The record is from RefSeq and is a predicted model, not a curated record. The transcript is spliced from 3 exons. NCBI's taxonomy places the organism in Eukaryota, Metazoa, Arthropoda, Malacostraca, Decapoda, Penaeidae.